Messenger RNA from Priapulus caudatus, 3989 nucleotides. Its product is annotated as dolichyl-diphosphooligosaccharide--protein glycosyltransferase subunit STT3B-like. The coding region runs from base 14 to 2371 and encodes 785 amino acids. Gene Ontology annotation, cellular component: membrane. The transcript has 18 exons. Gene Ontology annotation, biological process: post-translational protein modification. Gene Ontology annotation, molecular function: dolichyl-diphosphooligosaccharide-protein glycotransferase activity. The record is from RefSeq and is a predicted model, not a curated record. Lineage: Eukaryota; Metazoa; Priapulida; Priapulimorpha; Priapulimorphida; Priapulidae.
CGGCUUUGUAAAGAUGGCAGCCUCCACGAAGACAGAUAUUCGUUCUGCAUUAACAAAUCACGGUGGCUGGACAAGUUUAUUAACGUUUUGUAUCCUGACACUGGCAUGGGUUGCAGGAUUUAGCUCUAGGCUUUUUGCUGUGAUACGUUUCGAAAGCAUCAUACAUGAAUUCGAUCCAUGGUUUAACUACAGAGCUACUCAUCAUAUGGUCACAAAUGGCUUCUAUAAUUUCUUGAACUGGUUCGACGAACGGGCAUGGUACCCAUUGGGAAGGAUAGUUGGUGGUACUGUGUACCCAGGAUUGAUGGUGACAUCUGGUGGGAUUCACUGGUUACUUCACACAUUAAACAUACCCGUUCACAUACGAGAUGUAUGUGUCUUUUUAGCACCUCUGUUUAGUGGUUUAACAGCAAUUGCCACAUACCUGUUUACCAAAGAACUGUGGAAUGGAGGUGCAGGAUUAUUAGCAGCGUGUUUUAUAGCUAUUGUUCCUGGCUAUAUCAGUAGGUCAGUGGCAGGUUCAUAUGACAAUGAAGGCAUUGCCAUCUUCGCUCUUAUGUUCACCUACUAUUUAUGGUUGAAAUCUGUGAAAACCGGCUCUGUAUUCUGGUCCGUGUGUACGUCGCUGUCUUAUUUCUACAUGGUCUCAGCAUGGGGUGGCUAUGUCUUCAUCAUCAACCUGAUCCCUCUACAUGUGUUCGUGCUACUACUCAUGGGAAGAUUCUCCCAACGUGUGUACGUCGCGUACUCUGUAUUCUACAUCGUCGGCCUGAUCCUGUCUAUGCAGAUUCCAUUUGUAGGCUUUCAGCCAAUCAGGACCAGCGAACACAUGGCGGCAGCAGGUGUGUUUGCGCUGAUCAAUGCCUACGGUGCUGUUCAGUACAUCCAGACGUUCCUUUCUAAGAAGGAGUUCAAGACGUUCUUCUUUGUUGCCAUCGUGUCAUCAGCUGGAUUGGUGUUUGUGUCCGUGGUUGGACUAACCUACUUAGGCUAUAUUGCGCCGUGGAGCGGGAGGUUCUACUCGCUCUGGGACACCGGCUAUGCGAAGAUCCACAUUCCAAUCAUUGCGUCAGUAUCAGAACAUCAGCCGACACCGUGGUUCUCGUUCUUCUUCGAUCUACACCUGCUCAUCUGCACGUUCCCCGCUGGAUUGUGGUUCUGCAUCAAGAACGUCACUGACGAGAGAGUGUUCAUUGCUCUGUAUGCAGUCAGCGCCACCUACUUUGCGGGUGUGAUGGUUCGCCUCAUGCUUACGCUGACACCCUGUGUCUGUGUGCUGUCCGCGGUCGCCUUCAAUGUGACCUUCGAAAAAUAUCUCAAGGUCGAGGAAGAUGAGACAAAGAAGGUGGAGGAGGAUGAGGAUGCCGAGGACAGUGAUGAACCGGAGAAGAAUGACAAGAAGAAGUCUCUCUACGAUAAGGCGGGCAAGAUCAAGAAGUUUAAGCAAGAAGUGCCAAAGGAGUCUGAGGAUCUAGGCCUGAAUAUUCGCAGUCUGGUGAUGGUGUGCCUGAUGAUGAUGCUGAUGAUGUUUGCCGUACACUGCACGUGGGUGACGAGUAAUGCCUACUCCAGUCCCAGCAUCGUGCUUGCCUCCUACGCACAGGAUGGAUCACGCAACAUCAUAGAUGACUUUCGAGAGGCUUACUACUGGUUACGACAGAACACGGCAGAUGAUGCGACGGUGAUGUCGUGGUGGGACUACGGGUACCAGAUAGCAGGAAUGGCUAACAGAACCACACUCGUAGAUAACAAUACGUGGAACAACAGUCACAUAGCACUGGUGGGAAAAGCGAUGUCAUCGAACGAGACGGCUGCAUACUCGAUCAUGCAAUCUUUGGGAGUCGAUUAUGUUCUUGUCAUAUUCGGAGGCGUGAUUGGCUUCAGCGGUGAUGACAUCAACAAGUUCCUGUGGAUGGUGCGCAUUGCAGAGGGAGAACACCCAGCGGAGAUUAAGGAAAGUGACUAUUUCACACAGCAAGGGGAGUUCCGCGUUGAUGCCGCCGCCUCACCCAUCUUCAUGAAGAGCCUUAUGUACAAGAUGUGCUACUACCGCUUUGGCGAACUACAGUUGGACUACCGCUCGCCAGCCGGCUAUGAUCGUACGCGCAACGUGGAGAUCGGCGAUAAGAACGUAAAGUUGUCUGUCCUUGAAGAGGCGUACACGACACAGCACUGGCUCGUUAGAAUAUACAAGGUGAAAGACCUGAAUAAUAAAGUGAAAGUAACCGAGCCACACAUUGUUAGCAAGAAAAGAAAGUCAAGAUACAUUUCCAAGAAGACAAAGAAGAUACGGAAGGGAUCAAUUAAGAACAAGCCGACAAUCAUAAAGGGCAGGCAUCCAAGCAAGACGAGGAGCAAGAGCAGAGUCUAGCUGCACAGACUCGCCAUGUUUACACAGAGUACGAUAAGAUUUUUCCCAAUUUUCACAUUAUCUGAUUGCAUUGCGUGUCGUCGACUGUGUCAUCAUCGUGCGUGACUGCGUCUUGUGUGUGGUUUUUUUUUGAUACACGAAUCACUUGUUGCAACGUUCUGGAAGAAAAUAGUGGAAAUCUAUGGGAACGAAUAGGGUUUUUAAUGUUCAAUUUGAGCCUCAUGUAAACAUGGUAACUUUUAGUGGUCUCACUUGGAAUUUAUUAUAUCCACCAAUUAGAUGGGUAGAUCUGUUCCUGGUUAUACUAACAUCCUCUCUAAUACUGUCAGUUCCGGACCUGGACGAGGAAGAAUUGUGGCUGGUGCUGCUUACUAUAUGUUUCAACUUGUGAUAGCUUGAAAUGUUUGUCUCCACCGUGACAGAGCAACCUACUGAUCAUGCUCGCCUGCAAGUAGUCGCGCUACAAAUCUGGCAACAGUCGUCAAUUGUUUACAACGUCCACGUCUAAUCAGAUAUGUAAAACGUUGACGAGUGCGAUAGCACAUGCACAUCAUUGGCUGCUUCUGUACAUGUGUGGAAGGGAUUUGAAGGCGUCAAGGCAGUCGAUUGUUUAUUUCCAUUUUUUUGAGACAAUCUGUUGCAGUGAGAUAGACUUGGCAAUAUUCUCUGCGAGGCAGCUAGUGCUGGAAAACGCUGGGUAUACACCCUAGAUAGAUAUUCGUCCACUGGAUGUCCAGAUUGGUACAUCUAUCCUAUUUUACUAUAUAGUUAAUAGGACUAACUCACUGACGUGUUGAGUUCGUGACACCGGUAUGGGAGCAUCUCGUAUUCCAGAACAAUUUUAGGCAUUAAAUGUGACAACUAGAAAUUCUUGGAGGUGAGCGUCAAUUGUAAAUUGUAUUGUAAAUUCAGAGAUGCUAUAAAAUCAUCAUGAAUCGAAAUUUAAAUGUUGUAUUCUUGACGUGCUGUUGUGUUUGUGUAUAAUAACAUUUAAUCUGGCUUCUACCUAGUGGAGUCUCUGUGAUGUUUAUAGUCUGGCAUAGAUGUUUUCAGUCGUUUUCUAAACAAAAUGCAGACAAUCAGCAAUAUGUCAUGGUCAAAUGCCUUCGUGCUCUCUCCUAUAACCACUUUUGCUAGAAUAUUUCCUAGUUACCUCACAGGUUUGUUUCUACCAUGUUCUGAUGCCACAGUGUCUUUGUUACCACGUUGCUGAUUAAUUAAGAUUUAAAUUGAUUAAACAAUAUUCCGUUUGUAAUUAUACAUUUUAUUAUUAGUCCAGAUUUGCAAAUUUCUGAAGAUAUUGUUCCGAGUACUCUAAUAAAGUGGCCGCAUUUGAGGCCAAAAGCUAUUUAAUAACAUUUUAAUAAGACAGUAUUGUGGCUAUAUGAUAACAGGUAAUUAAGACAGUUGCAGACAGAAUGUUUUGCAAAUUACUGCCCGAGUAUGUCUUGGUUGCAGUAUCUUGUAAUCUGUAACGUUCUGGCAUGCUGUUGUGAUGCUCUCUGACAGCAUUACUGGAACCUUGAUAAUCCUGUGCAAUGGUUUACGGUUGGAAAAAAUUAACGUGUUGUGUCUGACAAUGCAGUCAUAUACAUAUAAAAUAAAAGACAUAAAAGAA